Molecule: messenger RNA, 1922 nt
Organism: Leptidea sinapis
Lineage: Eukaryota; Metazoa; Arthropoda; Insecta; Lepidoptera; Pieridae
Gene: Tti1
Product: TELO2-interacting protein 1 homolog
Exons: 11
Coding region: 59-1909 (616 amino acids)
Biological process (GO): chromatin remodeling
Cellular component (GO): cytoplasm
Source: RefSeq, a predicted model, not a curated record
GUGUGUUGAGACCACCGCUGUUCUGAAUGACCACUGCCCCUACACUAAUACCACAGGCAUGUCGAUGCUACCAUCGGAGUCCCCUUGGCGUCAGUUCCGGAACCUCGACGACAAAGCCUGCGUGGACCGCAUGCGCGACAUAUGCGCUCUGCUGGGUGCGGGGGACACGGCGCAUCUCAUCGUGGACGCGCUACUCGACAUCUUCUACGAAAAGCGGGACAGCGAGCCGCUGUGCAUCAUGAACUGGAUGGCUGCAGCGCCAAAUUCUGAUCGCGCCAUAUCUCGGCGUUUGAUAAGCACGUACAUCGAGGAGAAGGUGUGGUACCUGCCCGUAGAACUGAGAGUCGACACGCCCGCUACGGUCGACGAGACGUGUGACGUCACGGUGUACAACCCUCGCGCCUGGACUAAGGACAAUGUUCCAGGUUUGUUUGAAGGUGCCACAGAAGUCCGUUAUACUGACAUCAGCUACCAAACUCCGCGUGUCCGCGAAUCCAACCCGCAUGCUUGCCGUACACCAGCGCAGGCCCGGCAAAACAUGAUCCUCAUGUGUCUACUCACUGAGGGUGUGGGAAUGAUGGCCCGGAGACUGGGGGAGGAGUUCCAACCGUACCUCAUGAGGACACUGUGUCUCGUAUUAGAGAGGGUAGGAAGCCGAUACGAAUUACUUCACCUGGCUGGAUUAAAGGCCCUGGACGAUAUAUCUGCUUCAGGCGGUCAUGGAUCAAUCGCGGAGCUGAUCGCGAAAAACGCUGACUACAUCACCAACCAGAUCACCAGGCGAAUUAAGAAGGCUUGGAAUACGAAGUCAGCUCUGGAGAUCCUGUCCGUGGUGAUUGAUUUCAGCGACGCUGCUAUACUGGACUAUCUGUAUGCGAUCAUUGGCGAUCUAUUGAGUCAGUGCUGUGAGUUACACGCCCAGAACUACCUAUACACGUACCUGCAAGUGUUUGACGUCUUCGUGCUCCGACUGGGUCGGUGGUUCCCACAGACGGAGAUACAAACAGAAGCACAAUCCAACAUUGAUAUACUCAGUGACUUGAUGCAGUAUAUCAAGAACGAGGAAGAAAUUGAGAGGCUGUUGAAGGAAGAGGAAGGCAAGACUGCGGAGGAGAUGUAUACAGAAGAUGUGGCGAAGAAAGACGUUGCUACGGAUGGCGAUGAAACAGUCACAAAGGACGCCCCUCCCCUCCCGUGGCACGUAGAAGCGGCUAAAUCGAUAAUCCAGCGGUGCGUGCACUUCAUACACAGCGAGAAGCGGGACGUGGCCGUGUUUAGCAUGCAGGUGGUGGGAGAUGCACUGCCCCUCCUGGAAGGUCACGACGACGAGCUGCUGCCGCUGGUGCACCAGCUCUGGUCGCCGCUGGUGGAGCGGCUCAUGGCUGACGACCACGUCGUGAAGCGGCACGCCAUAGAGCUGCUCGUCACCAUGGCACAUCACGCCAAAGACUUUCUGAGAGCGAGGGCGACCAAGGAUGUUUUGCAGCCCCUGUAUAAAAUCUUGGCCCGUCUCUCCAAUGAAAGUCGACGGAAGGACAAGGGCUCCUCGUACAGGUGGUCACCGGACUUCUCGCUACAGAUGACUGCGAUGACUCACCUACCCGCGCUGGUGGAGGACUUGGCUCUGAACGACAUCGGCGUGGAAAGCGCCAUGUGUUGCGCACACGAGUACUUGUCCAAGGAUCAACCCCGACCGCUGCAGGAGCUGGCGGUUGUGUUCUUCCAACGGAUGUUGGUAUACCGUCGCGGCGCCUGCUGGUUGUUUCUGCGGCGACUCUGUCAGAACGAGUUGGAGGCGGUGCCCCCCGCCCGGGCCCCUCUCUCACUCGCGACUGUUAUAUGCGUGCCGCACCAGGCGCCCGUCGAAUUCGACAGCAAUGUUAAAGCCAUAUUCGGUAUUAAAAGUUAAAUGCAUUAAUUGA